AUGCUACUCUUUUUUUCCUAUUCAGUUCGUUCACACUCAGUGAAGGUACCAGCUCCGAAACGCAGUGGUCAGGUACCACCGCCACCUCGACCAUUAACGAGACCAAGACUCCUGGAAGAGCGCAAAUCUCGUCUACAAGCUUCCCCGACGACAGCAGCUUCUGCCAGCACUACCACUAUUAAUGUCCAGACCACAACACCAAUACCAACCUCUUAUCUGCGUCAAGAUGUCUUUCAUGUCACAUUUUAUGUCUUCCACUUUAGUCUUCUUCUCGUCUCUUAUCUGGCAUGGACCGCUUUCUUCAUCCUCCUCCUACCCGCUUUCUGUGUCUCCUAUUGUAUUCGGCAAAUUGGCCUCCUGCUUGCCCAACAUAGACGGACUAGUCUAGUGGAGACACUUUCCUCCCUCUCCCUGCAUUAUCUUCAUGGCGAAGAUGCGGGAAGGAACACCGUUGUGGCGAUCUAUCUCGGGAGCCCUGGAAUUAAGAUAGCAGCUCUAAAGCGCCUUCUUGUUCAACGCAUAUUCUCGACAGAUUCAACGGCAACUGAGAAACUGACACCAAAUGGAUCGCCAGGGAUGGAAAAGUGGUUUUCGGAGCGGUUGCAACAAACUGUUGUCCCUCUACCGACGGGCUAUGCAUGGCAAAGAUGUUCUUCAGUCAACAUUGAUGAGCAUGUCGUACCAGCGUAUUUGGUUGGACAGAAUCGACUCGGCUAUGGACGGCGUCUCUCACCAAAAAAGCGACCUCCUGAAGAGGAGGGAAUGGUGGAGGUAGAGAAGGAUCCCGUGGAAAUGUUAGUUGGACAGUUGGCUGCUGUGGAACUUCCCUUAGAUCGUCCGCUUUGGCAGGUGCAUCUUGUGGAAGACUACUGCGAUACCAAAGACGCUCUAACUGUCCGACGAGUUGAGUCUCCCUUCUCCCCAUCCAGCUGGCAAGACAAGGACUUCCUUGCCCCCUGGCGUAACAGUCGUCCGAAUCAGACACCCGGUGACACACACAGCGUCAACUUUGCAGACCGUUUGGGUGGUUUCAGACAGGGUUCUCCAGCUCUCUCUAUCUGUAGCAGUCGAAGUGUUGCUGGGAGCAGCACUGUUGGACGUCAUGGAAUGGGUACCACUCCGACGGGGAGUUUGAUUGUCUUCCGGGUGCACUCUGCCAUUACUGACGAUGCGCAAAGUUUAGUGGAAUUUCUCACCAUCUUACUGUCAGAAGGGAUAUAUGAAGAGGGGAAUAGAAGCCCAGUGAACUUUUCAGAACCUGGAACAUCAAAUGCGGCUAAAGGCGACGAAAUCAGCAAGGACUCUACAUCUCCCAUCUUCAAGGUGCGGAUUUCAGAGUCCUCUUUAGAAUGGCAAGGACAUCCAGAAAAAUCACCUCCCCCCAUUACCGUUCAGGAAGCCAGCAGCAUACGCACCUAUUCGACCUGCUUCUGUGCGUGGCUACGAGAAGUGAAUGCAAUGCGACGUGAAGUAACGCGAGCCUUUCUAUUGGGUCCCUUUCUGAUGCUGCACAACCUCAUGAUGGUACCAGCAGAUCUGGGUCUUCUGCCCUCGCUAGUUCGACCGGCUCCAAGCGAAGUGGAGACUGCAACCACUGUCGUACAACGUCAGGUGUUUCGACGGAUUCAACUACCAUUGGACAAGGUUCUGCAUGUACAAAAGGUUACAAAGGCCAGUUUUUCUGAGAUCUCAAUGAGCCUUCUCUCUGGAGCCUUGAGAGCUUAUCAACAGGAUGCAGAUCUCUAUGUCUUGAGGCAAAAAUCUCCGGCACGUCCUAAUCCUACCUACUCCGCCUUUACUGCGCUCAUUAGUAUUGUGAGGCUCCAUUUUGGAACCAAACACAUGGAAAUGCGAGGAAUGGGGGUGGGGGGCACGCUGUUCUGCUACCACGACUUUCGCGACUCUGGAUUUCAUCGUGAAGUAGACAAGCUCCAAUCAUACCUUGACACUUCAGGUCUGAAGUCACCUCUAGAUCUACUUAUCCGAACCUGCACACCAACGCCUAACUUCGAGUUGUGCUGUGAACGUCUUCUUCACCUGAAUCGUCAUCGAGAUACCGUCGAAGGUGAAGUCAGUGGUCACGAAUCCGAGCAUCAUGAGGCACUGACAGCACUCAAUGAAAUCGCCAACGGCCCACCAGCUCAUUGCAUCUUCACGCCGAUGCAACUGCCUCUGAGUGAAGAAGGCAUGAUUCCACGUCUCUGGCGCGUGCAUCAGCGCAUGCUGACUCUUCAGCGAACCGCCCUGGCUGUGACUAUGGCGUGGACACGGGACUUGCUUCACCUCCUACUUCCUCAUGGCUUAGCUCUGCGUGCGGAUAGUCUAUUGCUGGGCGGGUCUUCCAAGUGCAGCGUCACAUUUGCUGAAGUUUCAUUGGAAAAUACUGAUGGUGUAGAGGGAUCCAUUUCUUCGAUGCUUGGAAAAAGAUCAAAAUAUGGUGGUAGAAAGCGAUCCAAAAGAUGGCUUCAAUCACGUCGGAGUUGGUUGUCAGGUCAAAAUGUCCUUAAAAUGGACAUUUCUCAAGCCCUCCAACUAGUCAAUCGUCCCAAUUCACCUCAAACGUCUACGGUUUAUGAUGAAAGCUCAUCGAACGAGCGCAAUCUCGACCUUCUCUACCUCUCAGGUGGAGUGCCAAUCGUACGAAUUGAGGCCUGGCUAGCGAAUCAUCAUGGGGCUUCAGCAUUUGAUAAAUCAUCUUUUUCAAAUUCGUCGUCUUUUGAUGUUGCCACUGCGGCUGGGAGUGGCGAUGGAAAAGCUACCAUGUGUCGUGAUUUGGCCGUGGUAACGUGCGCCUAUGGAAGCCAUUUAACUGUUGGUUUGACUGCUAGUUGUCAGAUGGACGGAACUCCCGGAGUCGACCUCAUUUUGAACACUAUGCUUAAACAGCUUAAUAACCUCUACAAGUUAUUGGACAGUCGAUUUCCAGCAAAACCGGUGAUUUAUGCGCCUCAUCGACGUAUUCACCCUGCUGCAGGAGCGAGCUCGUCCUCCGCUCGGACACGAACCAUUCAGAGCUCUGUGAAAACUCAUAAUCGUCCACAAACUGCCUCAAAUCCGACUUCUCCGCAGUUGUCACCAGCUACACUGCAUGAGUCGCCCACUCCUGAUGCCAUCGGUGGGGAACUCACAAAGGAUAGGGGAAAUCAAUUCCUAAAGUACACCUUCCCACCACUAAGAUCCAGUUUGAGACGAUCUUCACUGCGUCGACGUCAAAAGCGUCACAGCAAUGAGGCUUUGGCAGUUGAAAAGGCUGCUGAUGAGGCAGAUGGCGCAUUGAAAUUUGUGCCGAUUAUAAAGUCACCCUCAACGGCAAAGAAAAUCGAGGCCAAGAGUCAAACAAAAAGAAAAAGGGUUGAUGAAAGUUCUAGAAGUGAAACGACCAAGAAAACACCAGAAAGCACUGGUUCGGUUAAGAGUUAUCGCCGUUUCAGUCUUGCCAGAAAGGUAAAAAAGCGCCCAGCUAAACCACCUUCACCCAAUCUACAAAAAUCGCAAGUCCGCUUUGUGACAGAAGAGGAUUGA
Molecule: messenger RNA, 3522 nt
Organism: Echinococcus granulosus
Lineage: Eukaryota; Metazoa; Platyhelminthes; Cestoda; Cyclophyllidea; Taeniidae
Exons: 11
Coding region: 1-3522 (1173 amino acids)
Source: RefSeq, a predicted model, not a curated record